UUUAUUAAAAAAAUAAAAGAAUAUUUGUUAAUGAAUUUUUAAAAACAAAUUAUUACUGAUUAAAAAAAAAUUGCCUUAAUAAAAAAAAAUAUUUUUUUGAGUGAUUCUAGUGUCAAGCAAUAUAUCAAACACACACUCCUUGUUUCAUGCUCAUAAAAUUUCUUUAAAAAUAUCUCCUUGAUAUUAUGCACUCAACACUUCAAAGCCUAGUGCAUCAUAUUGUCACGACAUAUCCUCAUGCUUCUCAAUUACUCUCUGGAAGCGUUUCGGGUAGCAUGGCCAAAACAAUCGUGUACCCUCUUGAACGAUUUAAAAUGUUACGACAGGUUCUUUCAUUGUUUUGUGAAAGCUCCCUGCCCUCAUUAUUGUUUCUUUUAUAUUUUUAAGGUGCCUGUCAUUCAAAAUACCCCUUUUAAUUUACCUUUUGGUCUCAAUGAUUUUUAUAAAUUAAUUAAAAAAGAAGGAUACUUCUCUUUAUGGAAAGGGAAUGGAGCUGCACUCUGCAGAACCUUCCCCCAUUCAGGGAUUGUUUUCUUCUGCUUCGAUUUGUACUACGACUUUUUUAGUCCUUUCUUCCCUUCUUCCCUUGUUUUUUUACGCUUUUUUGCAGGGAGCUUAAGCGGAUUGACAUCGACUUUGGUAACAUAUCCUUUAGAUGUUUGGAAUACAAGAAUGGCAGUCUCCAAAGGGUGUUUCCGUUAUUAUCAAGUCGCUUUAUUUUUUUAUGAAGGUCAUAAAUCUUUGACACGUGGUUUACUACCCACUCUUAUAGGAAUGUUACCUUAUGCUGGUGUUUCUUUUACUGUAUUUUCUACGUUAAAAGAAUAUUUUUUAUCAAACAGUUUAAGUAACCCGCAUCAUUUAACAACGUUACAAUCUCUGUUAUGCGGAGGUAUUGCUGGACUCUCUUCUCAAACUGUUGUUUAUCCACUAGAUACAAUUCGCAAAACCAUGCAAGCCAAUACUUUUCUUUCGUAUUAUAAUGUAAAUCCAUUUUUGAAUUCUUCUUUUUUUCAUUCCAUUUUAUUAUUUAUCCAGCAUUCCUCUGUUCCAUUUCCAAAGAACGCUUCCUUUAAAAAUAUUGUCAUGUUUAUUUAUCAAAACAAAGGACUUCAAGGGUUCUAUAAUGGUUUGUUUGUCAAUUGGAUCAAAGGAUUUCUAGCUACUGGUUUAUCUUUUGCGUUUCAUGAAAAAAUUCAACUCACGUUAUCACGCUUACACAUAGAGUAAC
This is a messenger RNA of Hylaeus volcanicus, 1231 nucleotides long. RefSeq names its product mitochondrial coenzyme A transporter SLC25A42-like. The record is from RefSeq and is a predicted model, not a curated record. Gene Ontology annotation, biological process: transmembrane transport. NCBI's taxonomy places the organism in Eukaryota, Metazoa, Arthropoda, Insecta, Hymenoptera, Colletidae. The coding region runs from base 238 to 1230 and encodes 330 amino acids. The transcript is spliced from 4 exons.